Molecule: messenger RNA, 1564 nt
Organism: Protopterus annectens (West African lungfish)
Lineage: Eukaryota; Metazoa; Chordata; Ceratodontiformes; Protopteridae
Product: core histone macro-H2A.1
Exons: 9
Coding region: 104-1222 (372 amino acids)
Cellular component (GO): nucleosome
Molecular function (GO): DNA binding; structural constituent of chromatin; protein heterodimerization activity
Source: RefSeq, a predicted model, not a curated record
GUGGGAAUUGAUAGACACUGCCCACUGGGUCCGGAGUCUGACAACGGCAGAUAAAGAGAUCGGAGACAUAUUGCUGUGCACUCUAGUAUUUACAUUCAGCACAAUGUCAAGCAGAGGUGGAAAAAAGAAGUCCACUAAGACCUCUAGGUCUGCAAAAGCUGGAGUAAUUUUUCCUGUUGGAAGAAUGUUACGUUACAUUAAGAAAAGUCAUCCAAAGUAUAGAAUUGGUGUUGGAGCUCCGGUGUAUAUGGCGGCUGUUCUUGAGUAUCUAACUGCUGAAAUUUUGGAGUUGGCCGGAAAUGCAGCAAGAGACAAUAAAAAGGGCCGGGUUACACCUCGUCAUAUCCUUUUGGCUAUUGCAAAUGAUGAAGAAUUGAAUCAGCUUCUAAAAGGUGUCACUAUAGCUAGUGGUGGUGUUUUGCCAAACAUUCAUCCUGAACUACUGUCCAAAAAGCGGGGUUCGAAAGGAAAACUUGAAGCUAUCAUUACUCCAACUACAGCCCCGAGAAUUAAGGGACCUUCAGGGCCUAAAAAGUCUACACUCAGAAAACCAGGACUGAAAAAAGGAAUUAGGAGACCUAAGAAAAAUGCAGCAGAAAUCGGCAAGUCGGCCACUGCAGAUAGCACAACUGAUUUAUCAGUUGAUGGAUUCACAGUCCUGUCAACUAAAAGUCUGUUUCUGGGACAGAAGCUAAACCUCAUUCACAGUGAAAUCAGUAAAUUAGCCGGCUUUGAGGUGGAGGCCAUUAUCAAUCCUACCAAUGCUGACCUUGACCUUAAAGAUGACCUAGGGAAUGCCCUGGAGAAGAAAGGAGGAAAGGAUUAUGUGGAUUCUGUUAAUGAACUUCGCAAAAAGCAUGGGCCUUUAGACAUAGCUGGAGCUGCUUUAAGUGUCGGUCAUGGACUGCCUGCAAAGUUUGUAGUUCACUGCAACAGCCCUGCGUGGGGUUCAGACAAAUGUGAAGAAUUGCUGGAAAAGACUGUGAAAAACUGCUUAGCUCUGGCAGAUGAGAAAAAGCUUAAAUCCAUUGCUUUUCCUUCAAUUGGAAGUGGCAGAAAUGGGUUCCCUAAACAGACUGCAGCACAGGUGAUCCUGAAAGCAAUAAAUACCUACUUUGUCUCUACAAUGUCUUCCUCGAUCAAGACUGUGUAUUUUGUUCUUUUUGACAGUGAGAGUAUAGGAAUAUAUGUGCAAGAAAUGGCUAAGCUGGAUGCUAAUUAAAGUUACUGUCUUGAAAAGUCUUUAAUGUCUCAUUGUAAAACACCCUUAUUUUAAUGUCUGUUUAGAUCAACAGAGUCCUUUUUUUAACUUUGUAAAACAUUAUGUUGUCACUAAUAAUUGACAUUAUUGCUGUCAAUGCACUGUACCCCAGGCAUUGUCUCAGUUUUGUGUACUUUAGAAAAUGUUUUAUAGGUUUUGUCACAGUAGUGAAUGAUGUUGAAAGGUGUUUAAAACCCAUUGUUGUUUCAUGUCAAAGAAAAUCUGAAGGCAUAUUUUGUAAAAGUGCUGUGUUACUCUGUAGUUUACCGAGUAAUCUUUUUUAAACAAGGAUGCUUCUACCAA